AUGUAGUUGUAAGGGGCCUUAAAUCUUGCCUUAAAUCAGACCCGCUGUGUGUGACAUUGCUUCCCCUGUGGCAGGCACGUAGUAGGCACCUCGGUGAAGAUCCGUGUGUGCUACCUGAGCUCCCUGUCCCCAGGACACCUCCCCUGGGUGCCAGAAGCACAUCCUGGUUGCUGAAAAGUGCCUUUCCUGAAGCCACCGCUGCUUGGAUUUCUGUCUAGGGCUGCCUCUCUCUGCCCCCUCGCCCCCCUCUCUUUUUAAUUCGGCGUUGCUUGCGGUUCGUGCCCUGACGACAACUCCUUCAGCCUUGCCCUUUUUUUUUUUUUUUUUUUUUUUUUUGGCUCCCCAUUUACACGCAGUUUGCUCAGCCAUUUUAUUUUUUUUUUCCUUCCCCCGAGUAUGUAGCAAAUAUUUAAAAGAAAAGAAAGAGGAAAAAAAAAAUUCAGACGUCCUUUUCUCGUUUUGAUGCUCGUGAACCGUAAUUUUUAGAAGCAAGAAAUAGAAGGAAAAAAAAAAACAAACCCGAAGCUUUCUCCCUGAGGACCGAGACCAUUCCACAAACUGAAGUGCUGCCAGCAGCAUAUGCUUUUUGCAAGAAUAAUUGAAACCAUUAACUGGAGAGCACAGAAUUCUUUUGAAAGUCUGCCAGUUAUUUGCAAGUAACUUCGGCAGUGGCACAAAAUAUAACACUUAUAUUUUAACUUCUACAAUUGCACUUUUAGGAGCUGGCCUCUAAUUUGAUUUUCAGUUGUUCUGAUAAGAUUUCUAUUUUAUGAUUGGCUUUAUGUUUAAUUCUUGUUUAAACAAACACGAUUUGACUUAAAUGAAAACCUAAGUGCUGAUGAAUAGGAGUUCUACCAAAGCAACAAGUUAGUUAUUUCUUCACGUUUAACUUGAAUUCACUUUUUUACCCUUUUUUUAAAAAAAAAGAAGAAAAAAAAAGAUCAGCAGUAAAUAUUGCCCUGAAGAAGGGUGCGAUUGCUUGCAUUUUAAUUUUUGUUUUUUAAUAUGGCUGUAAACGUUUCCCUGGUUCGUGAUACAAAAUGGCUGACGUUAGAAGUGUGUCGAGAGUUUCAGAGAGGUACUUGUUCUCGGUCUGAUGCAGAGUGCAAGUUCGCCCACCCGUCACGGAGUUGCCAUGUGGAAAAUGGUCGAGUUAUUGCCUGCUUUGACUCCCUAAAGGGCCGGUGUACCCGAGAGAACUGCAAAUAUCUCCACCCUCCCCCGCACUUAAAAACACAACUUGAAAUAAAUGGACGCAACAACCUGAUCCAGCAGAAGACCGCCGCAGCCAUGUUUGCUCAGCAAAUGCAGUUCAUGCUACCGGGCGCGCAGCUACAGCCAAUUACAACGUUUCCUGUGACUCCAUCGCUUGCAACAAGCCCCACGAUGGCUUUUAGUCCCUACCUGAGUCAUGUUUCUCCUGGGAUGGGCUUGGUUCCUGCAGAGCUUUUACCAAAUACUCCUGUCCUGGUUUCCGGAAAUCCUACUGUUACAGUACCAGGAGGCUCUGCUGGGCAGAAACUGAUGCGUACGGAUAAACUGGAGGUUUGUCGAGAGUUUCAGCGUGGAAAUUGCACACGUGGUGAGAAUGAUUGCCGCUAUGCUCACCCUAUAGAUAUUGCAAUGAUAGACACAAAUGAAAAUACUGUUACAGUUUGCAUGGAUUACAUCAAAGGUCGAUGCUCUAGGGAGAAAUGCAAGUACUUUCAUCCCCCUGCACACCUGCAAGCCAAAAUCAAGGCAGCUCAACACCAGGUGAACCAGACAGCUGCAGCUGCAAUGGCCCUGCCGCCUGGUGCACUUCAACCUUUACCAAAGAGGCCAGCACUUGAAAAAAACAAUGGUGCCACCACAGUCUUUAACCCAAGCGUUUUCCACUACCAACAGGCUCUAGCCAACAUGCAGUUGCAACAGCCUACAUUCAUCCCUACAGGGUCAGUUCUGUGCAUGACACCCACUGCAAGCGUUGUGCCCAUGAUGCACGGUGCUACGCCCACCACUGUGUCUGCAGCAACAACUCCUGCCACCAGCGUCCCCUUCGCUGCAACAGCUACCGCCAAUCAGAUAUCCCAGUUAUCAGUAGAUGAACUGAGUAGCAGCAUGUUUGUUUCACAGAUGUAGAAGUUCCCAAUAGAACACAGACCAUGUUGAAAUUCUGAACAGUAAAAUUAUGGAGCACCAGGACUUCUUGGUGGGAAGCUGCGCAUGGCCUUUCUGUAUAUAUCCCCUUUUCCCUCUAUCGUUCUCUACCACCUCUACAGUAAGCCUGUUGCAGCCUACAUGUUAACCAAAAACUGAUCAAUGGGAAUGUCAAAAAAAAAAAAAAAAAAAAAAAAAAAAAAAGCACUAUAGAAACAAUUAACAAACAGCGCUCUGUUAUAUGAGAUAUACAAGUAGAAAAUUAUAAUAGACUUUUAUAACACAUUACUUUAACACACUUAAUCAUUUUAUGACUACCAUCCUGAUAAGUGCAUCUGCACAGCGGACUGUUGGUUUACUGUAUACUAUCGAUGGAUAAAUGUUUGUCUUGUUUUUGAAGUGUUAUCUUACUGUUUUGUUUACAUCAUAGUCUAUUGAUUUGUUUUAAAGUGUACAUCAUUAUCAAGUAUACUCAAUACCAUUUUUUCAUUAUUGUUAUGUCUUAAGUUUUCAUAUACUGUAGGUUUUAUGGGUUUUUGUUUGUUUUUUACUAAAAAUGUUAUUGUGGGAAACAGGAAUUAUGUGCUUGAAAACCACGACACAGGAAUGUUCUGCCCUUUGCUGGAUUUUACUGCUAAUGUCAGCUAAAGUUGCUUGUGUUAAAUGCUCCUUUUAUCCUUUAAAAUUUGCCUUCAGAUAGAGUCUCCGAAUUUUUAGUAUAAGUACUAUGAAAGGACAGCUGUAAUUUUAGUCCAGUUCAGGGUAUUUCUUUAGAUACAAUGAGCUGAGUCUGGAAACUUUUGGAAAAAGCCCCACAAAAGCCCAGGUUCAGUGAGGGGACAGGAACAGGAACGAUUUGCUCAGACGGUGGUGAGCAUCAAGGGAUUUCUUCUGCAGUUCUGUUGUCCAUUGAAGUGCAUUCUCAGCUGCAAACGGCGCACAAUCUCUCUUGCUGUUUUCAUGGUGCAGUCAAAGCAAAAAAACACAAAAAAAAAAAAAAACAACCAAAACCCAGGUGGUGAAGUGAGACAGCUUCAGCUGGGCAAAGACUGGUUGUGUUGGAGAGGAGCAGAUGCCAACGGUUGGCUGGAGUGGGCCCACAGCCAUGGCUUAGCCCAGGCUGGGGAAUACUGUGCCCGGGGCUUGUCUCCACUAAGCAUGCUGAAACAUUUCGGCCUGAAAUCUUACGUGGCUCCUCUUGAAAUUUUGUCAGCGUGCACUGAUUAUUUUAAUCACCAUUUUCCAUAAGUGAGUGAUUUUUUUUUCCCCGUGAUCUCUGGCCCUUGAAACCAAACACAUCAGUAACAAAGCAGGAAAAACCUGGGCGUAAGCUUUCUACUGUAGAAAAACGUUCAUCUUAAUGGAGAUCCUGUAGGUCAGUGGAUUUAUUUCGGCACCUUCUACUUGAUCAAGAGCAAUGUUUGCUGCACAACAAGGGCUAGUUCUCGAUACCUCCUUUCCAUACGCACGAAUAAAACGAUUUCCAGCCCGUGCACCCUGGAGAGCCCCGCCUGUCGUUACGCUGCGUUGCUGAACAAUCUGGCUGUAGAAUGCAUUUUGGUUGAGAAAACGGCCAAAUUCACCCCCGUCACGGCUCUACAGUAUCAUUGGCAUUAUGGAGAGGAUGGAUUUGCUGCUGCAAAUCCGCAAACUCCAUACAAAGAGAAAGAGAAUUGUUGUUGAAACUGAGCAAGAGGCCAGCUCCCAGUGCCCAGGGGGGCGGCCACCCCGAGCUCGCCGGGGUGCUGUAGGGUGCCAAAUUCUGACAGCUAGGUUUGCUUUUCUUUUCCGAGUUCCUUGGCCUGGGUUAGAGACUUUCCUUGCCCCCCUCUCCUCCAGUGUGAGCACAGAUAGUUUGCCACGGACCACGAGUGACGGAGGGGCAUUUAGGGUACAGCCAGUGCGUCCCAGAGUAGGGUCUGACCCUCGGCCCGUAGCAAGCACCUUUGAAGAGCCCAGCUCACAAAGGCCUCUUGCCAGAAGGAAUCUCCCCAUUCGUUUCCUCAGGCUUUGAACCAAACCCUGAGACAAGGGGAAAAACCAUUCCCCCGCCCCAAACCAGGCCCUCCUUUACGGACCCCGUGUUUUGGCAGUGGCUUGUGUCCGUGGAUGUUCCCCAGCACCGCUGGCGCUCACAGGCAGCAGCGUUGCCAGAAACCAGUGACUCUCGUUUGUACUGGUGACCGCAUACCUGUUCUUUUCACCACUGAGUUUCUGUUUCCCGAAACCAUAACAUUGUUAGUGGAAAAAGUGGAUUUGAGUACUUCCUGUUUGAAAUUAUUUGUGUAUCAAAAAUGGGUUUUGCACAACCUGUGCCAGUGCCUCAACAAAGAACAGAGCUGAUCUUCUUAAGCCAGAAAGGAUGCAUUCAAGCUUGUAUGGCUUUAUGAGUUCAAGGAGGUUGGAAUUUUUUCAGUGCUAAAUGGAUUUUUGUAUAUCUUGACACUUUGAUGUAACCUCCUAUUUUAUUUAUCGACUUAAACAUCUGGCAUAGAUGUGCAUAGAAUGUAAACCUAGAAUACAGCUGUUUUCAUGUCACAUUUAAAGCACUGAAAAAAAAAAAAAAAAAAGGCGUUUAAGGAUUAUUUUUUAUUAAAGAGGUCCAAUGAGGGAUGUUCAGGGUAGUUAUAUUAGGUGCCACAACAGUUU
Messenger RNA from Tyto alba (common barn owl), 4788 nucleotides. RefSeq names its product muscleblind-like protein 3. Gene Ontology annotation, molecular function: metal ion binding. Bases 1006 to 2121 code for a protein of 371 amino acids. The record is from RefSeq and is a predicted model, not a curated record. The transcript is spliced from 10 exons. Lineage: Eukaryota; Metazoa; Chordata; Aves; Strigiformes; Tytonidae.